Molecule: messenger RNA, 1407 nt
Organism: Mycena indigotica
Lineage: Eukaryota; Fungi; Basidiomycota; Agaricomycetes; Agaricales; Mycenaceae
Product: ABC transporter
Exons: 15
Coding region: 1-1407 (468 amino acids)
Biological process (GO): transmembrane transport
Molecular function (GO): transmembrane transporter activity
Source: RefSeq, a predicted model, not a curated record
AUGGAGCUACUCGCAUGGCUCAGUCAUUUUCAGGCAGGGUUAAUGCUAUUUUUCGGUCGCAUCUUGGGCAUGGCGCCGGCGAAAGCGGUUCUGCUUUUGGUUAUCGGCAUCUUUGAAGCUGGAAGUCUAUUGUGUGCUGUAGCCCCUUCUGUCAAUGUCCUCAUUGCAGGGAGGGUAGUGGCAGGCGUCGGCGCCUCAGGACUCAUGGUCUCAGUCAUGUUCAUUAUCGCCAAGGUGACGACUCUUCGACAGCGGCCCGUAUUCAUGGGUGUUUUCGGAGCCGUAUACGCGAUCGCCUCAAUUGUUGGUCCUCUCAUCGGAGGUGCUUUCACUGAUCACGUUUCAUGGCGCUGGUGUUUUUACAUCAACUUACCGAUCGGCGGCGUCGCAUUUGCAACCAUCCUUGCAGCGUUGCCUCCAAUUCAACCAUCAGGCAUUGAGGGUUCUCAAGUCAAGACCUGGUUAUCUCUAGACUGGAUCGGCGGUCUUCUGAGCAUCGGAAUGGUCACACUUUUCCUCAUACCUAUUCAAUGGGGCGGCAAUACCAAACGAUGGAGCGAUCCGGAGGUAAUCUCGCUGCUUGUCCUGUCUGCUGUUUUCUUCCUGGCAUUUUUGCUCUGGGAACUACGAGAAGGUGAGGCGGGAAUACUACCACUUCACAUGUUUCGGCGACGGAAUAUGUUUGGAUCGUGCCUCGAAGGGUUCUUCAUCAACAUUUGUUUCAUUUUGGCCAGUUACUAUCUUCCCUUCCUUUACCAGCUGCGCGGCCAUUCUGCGACUCGUUCAGGUAUCGAUCUCAUUCCGUUUAUGAUCUCUGGGACUGUCGCGGCGUUAAUAUCGGGAGUUUGCAUCGCAAAACUGGGACAUCCCUGGCCGUUCUUGUUUGUUGGACCCCUUGUUGCGGCUUUAGGCUCCGGAUUGCUGUACACGCUCAACGAGUUUUCUUCCACUGGUCGCAUCAUUGGUUUCCAGCUGAUUCUUGGAAUCGGAUUGGGCGUGGCCCUCCAGAAUACCAUGGUGGUUGUUCAAGCUGAAUUUGCAACAGAGGAAGCUCUACUUUCUCGUGCGACAUCCGUCGUCACAUUCACGCAAACUUUGGGUGCAUCAGUAGGCCUUGCUGUCGCUGGUGCUAUUUUUGCCGGUCAACUUCGACACCGGCUAAACCAUAUUCCUGGAGUUGAAGUCAGCGCUCUGAAUGCAGCCCUUGCCAAUGUAGAGGCUGUAUUCAGUUUUCCCCCGAGUGUGCGGACUCAAGUGCUCGCCGCAUAUAUUCACUCGGUCGACACUGUGUUUCUUUUCAGUGUCGCAGCGGCCCUUUUAGGCUCCGCAGCGUGUCUUGUUAUUGGCCGCAGUAGCAUCGAAAACUUGGCCCAAACCCACUCCUCCCCCGGCUCAGCUGACCUGUGA